Microthlaspi erraticum is the source of this 1278-nucleotide messenger RNA. Lineage: Eukaryota; Viridiplantae; Streptophyta; Magnoliopsida; Brassicales; Brassicaceae. The record is from the annotation of a GenBank genome assembly.
AUGGGUUUUAAAGAUUUACAUUGUUUCAAUAAAGCGCUGUUAGCAAAACAAGUUUGGCGAUUACUUAUUAAUCCGUCAUCUUUGCUCGCGAGGUUGUACAGAGGAAGGUACCACAGAUCAUCGACAUUCUUAGAGUCGGUGGGUGGGAGGAAUCCAUCGUAUGGAUGGAAGUCAAUACAAGCAGGAAAAUCCUUGCUUAAAAAAGGUUUACAAGUAAGAUUAGGAGAUGGUGAAGAUACAAGUGUCUGGAAUGAUAAUUGGCUCCCAGAGCUACCGCCAAGGGUGGUACAGCAACAAGGACAUCGAAGAAAGAUGAAAGUGAAGGAUUUAUGGAAGCCAGGAAUACGGGAAUGGGAUGAGGACAAGCUUGCUGCAUUAUUGGAUUUGGAAGAUGCCCGUCUAGCUAAAACCAUCCGGCUUUCAAGAUAUGCUCAGAAAGAUGAAUAUGUUUGGCCAUAUACGGUGGAUGGUGUGUAUACAGUGAAAUCAGGCUACUCGACGGCUACACAUAUUAUUCCCCAUGAAGACCAAAUUGAGCCUCCACCGGGAUCAGCUACACUCAAACAUGCAUUAUGGAAGACAAAGAUAGUGCCAAAACUCCAACACUUCUUUUGGAAGGGCACACUUGAAGAUAAUAUAAGGAAGUCAAUGUCAUUUACCGAGAUUGAAGAUCUGUCGUAUGAGGUCACACAGCCGCAGGAGGAUGCUAGGAGGGGCUUGCAAGCAGCAAUGGAAUGGUUAGAGGCAAAUCCGGAGAAGCAUAAUACGGAGAGGCAACGCCACGCAACAACUCAAUGGGAACCACCACCAGAAGGAAUUCUAAAGUGCAACUUUGAUAGUAGCUUCUCCCUAGAUAGUGAUUCUAUGGCUGUAGGAUGGAUAGUUAGGAAUCAUACGGGUAUGUUCAUGGAGGCAGGAUGGACAAAGCUCCCACAAGUUGAUUCGCCUUUACAAGCUGAAGCUUGUGGUUUCCUUUAUGUGGUUCAACGAAUAUGGUGCAAAGGAUGGAGAAAUGUGUGGUUUGAAGGGGACAAUUUGGAGCUUACAAAUAUAAUCAACCAACAAAAGAAGAGUAUGGAGCUCGGGAAUAUCCUUUGUGAUAUUAACUUUUGGAUUCAAAAGUUACCAUUAUGCUCACUUGGCCACAUCAACAGGGAAAUAAACCAAGCAGCAGAUGUAUUAGCUAAGGCUUACUUACGAUCACAAAAUUCUUGUAUGUUUCUUUCAUCACCACCAGUUUGGUUGAGGAAAUAUUUGUAUUUUCCAUUAACAUUAUGA